CUCAGCUCAGAGAGUAGACAGUUCCAACAUUAAUGACGCCCUCUUUCAAAUGUCCACUCGACCAAGACGUACGACCCGAAGCGCUGUCAGCUCUAAGACACCUCAAUAUGCAGCCCCGGCCUCAAAGCCGGCCUCUAACGACGGCCCCAACAUGCAGCACCUCUUGAAGAAUCCACGGAGUGCCCUGACAAAGAUGGAUAUUUCCACAAUCUUCAGUGCCGAAACUUGGUCUUUGCUCUCUGAGGACUCACGGGCCGUCUUGUCGACCUUGCUCCCACCGACGGCGUUCUUUGGAUACCAGCAGUCCAUUAGUAACGACCACCCGAGCAGGGAUACCUCAUCAUCAUCAUCCUCGUCGUCGUCAGGAACGCUCGACCCUUCCGUUUUCACCGAUGCGCACUUCCUUUCCGCCGCACACACCUUCCAAGACCACAUAUUCUCUGGGUGGACCACCGAUAGCCAUACCUCCAAGGUGGAGAAGUGCAAACAAGGUAUACGCGAUGGUACGCUUUCAGCGCCGUACAAAGACGAAGAGUGGGGAAGGCAAACCAGAAACGACGCCCAGUGGCUGACGCUUCCCGAGUCAUCUGCUCGUGCAGGGCAAGCUGCCGAGGUGAAAUUUACAGACCUCGUCCACAACGCCGUCAUACAAGUUGGGGAUCUCAUCUCAUAUAAACGAAAUUUCAUGAAUGGUAAUAUCGUCAUCGAGAAGGAUGCACUUGUACAGUCUAUCGAUCGAAGGACAAGAAGUGUGACGUUGUUGCUUCCCAGCGGUACGACGCAACAUCUUCCUGCUGCUUUGCUGCGGCGUGUACCAGGCGACCCGGACGAUUCCAUACGAAGUAUGACAGUCAUGUCUCCCUCUAUGCUGGAGACUGGCCUUUUGGAUAUUGAUGGACGAGUUGAGCGAGGAAAGCGGCCUAAUGGGAAUGCGUGGAAGUCUUUCACUCUGUGGCGGUGGAAAGACAGCGAUGAAGAGAUGUUCGACUUAGAUGAAAGAAGUGGGAGGGAGAGUCAUGGUACUCUCUUUUAUAUUCGUGGCUGCUUUUACUGUGACCGAUGACUAGUGCUAAGUUGCUGGUAUUUGAUGUACAUCUUAUGUAUGUUUCUAACACGGAUGGAAAUUGGAAUUACAUUGCUUCUGCUCAUCCUGUGGAUAAAUUUUGCAAAUAUGG
This is a messenger RNA of Desarmillaria tabescens, 1175 nucleotides long. RefSeq lists its product as uncharacterized. The record is from RefSeq and is a predicted model, not a curated record. Lineage: Eukaryota; Fungi; Basidiomycota; Agaricomycetes; Agaricales; Physalacriaceae. The transcript has 4 exons. Bases 50 to 1063 code for a protein of 337 amino acids.